AUGUCCAUCACAGUCGAGAACCACCCCUUCUCCAAGCUCGCGCGGCAGAUCGAGCAGUACCUCUGGGCGUCCGUCGUGCUCUCAAGCGCCAGCGCAACGGUGUCGCUCAUCAACAUGGGCCGGCUAUCAUGCUUCGUCGGGCCCAUCACGUUCCUCUUCACCCUCGCACACAACUUCACCCUCCUCGCGCUCGCCGCGCGCGAUCGGCGUCGCCCGCCCUCGGCGCUGCAUGGGACGAUGGCGCCUACGGCUAGUAGAGCGGCGAUUGUGCUCUGCUGGCUCCUCGUGGCGCUGUGGAGUGUGGUUGUGUUGAUGAUUAUUAUUAUGGGUGCGCUGAUUAUGGGUAUGGGGCAGUUUGAGGGGUGGGAGAGGUUGGCGGGGUAUGUUGAGCUGCCGAUGGUGGUGGCGGAGGUGUUUUUGUUGGUUGUGAUCGCGGUGAAGUGUAAGACGCAGCGGAAGAGGUCGAUUAUUCAGCCGGAGCAUGUGGAUUGGAGGCAUGUUGGACAGCAGCAGGUGUAG
Psilocybe cubensis is the source of this 519-nucleotide messenger RNA. RefSeq lists its product as uncharacterized. The record is from RefSeq and is a predicted model, not a curated record. Bases 1 to 519 code for a protein of 172 amino acids. The transcript has a single exon. NCBI's taxonomy places the organism in Eukaryota, Fungi, Basidiomycota, Agaricomycetes, Agaricales, Agrocybaceae.